GAAAGAAAGCGCCGGCGAACGAUUCGUGGCGCAAAUUCCGAGACCCCUGAGUUCAUUGACUCCGAGGAAGAACAGCCGGUCGAAUCAAUCGACCUGACAGAAGUCGACAAACUUUCAGCUCUUGACAAAGCUUUGGCCAAGCAACGAGAGGAUGCGGUCAAGGCUCAGAAUGACAGAGACUCGGAGAAAGCGCGGUCAUUACUGACUGCUUACAAAUGUCCCGUGUGUAUGGACACGCCGGAAGAUGCGACAACCACGGUUUGCGGUCACCUCUUCUGCCAUCGGUGCAUCAUCGAUACUUUGAAAUUUAGCGAGGAACAGCGGGCUGAUUCUGCCACCAAAGGUCCCCGGGGGACAUGUCCUGUGUGUCGGAAACCUCUGGCUCGGAGGGACGAAGCAGGGCCAAAGAGGAGCUUGAUUCCCCUCCAACUUCAGCUCACGAAACGAAGUCGAACCGCAGUACCAGCG
Aspergillus ruber CBS 135680 is the source of this 468-nucleotide messenger RNA. RefSeq lists its product as uncharacterized. NCBI's taxonomy places the organism in Eukaryota, Fungi, Ascomycota, Eurotiomycetes, Eurotiales, Aspergillaceae. The record is from RefSeq and is a predicted model, not a curated record. The annotation marks the transcript as partial. The transcript has 2 exons. Gene Ontology annotation, molecular function: metal ion binding.